UGUGUGUCAGUUUCGCUGGCAGCCGCGGUCGAUGCCGGUGAAGAGGGGGGGAUGGGCGCCACUGCAAAUGUUAAGGACCUGAGCUAGAAUCACAGCCUUGUAACACACAGAGCUGUACCUACCCCAAAUAAAUAUCGACUAUAAUUAUUAUUAAACAACAUUAUAAAUCGAUGCAACCGUCUGGGAAUCAAAGUAACACUUGAAGGAAGUGCUAUGACCCAAACAGAAAAGGGUAUGAAACUUUCACCCACUGCGUGAGGGACAUUGAGAAGUUUGGAAGGUAGCCCGGGAGAGGGAGCUGCUUCUCGGCUUACAGCUCGCAGGAAAAGCCGAGGUCAGAAGAAGAGGCCUGGUGGUCUGAUUCGUUUUGAUGUGGGAAUAUUUAAACACAACCAGUUCUCCCAAUUGGAUAUUUUACCUUAACUGAGCUGGAAUGAAGGGCUGGGUCUCCUGAUGUGUGUCAGGUGCUGUGAGUGGCAUUGCGGCACCACACCUCAGGAGUGGACUGUCUCUGCCAUCCGGAUUUCGUGAUUCCCUCUUCCCUCCCCCCUCCUCUCCUUUCCCCCUGUCCCUCCAUCCCUAUUCCCCCUCCCUUCCCCCUUUCCCCCCUCCCUUGCGGCGCUGUGCUUGACGUCAUGAGCAUAGCAAUCGCACUGGGAGUCACUACACCUGAGACACCUUACACAGACAUGGCCGCCGGAUCAGAUCCUGAGUCAGUGGAAGCAAGCCCUGCAGUAAAUGAGAAGACAUACUCAAACCACAGCUGUGGGAGUGCACAGAAUCAUGGAUACCGGGGCCUGCCCUAUGCUAUGCAACAGUCUUCCAUUGUGUGUUGUCAGGAUCAUAACUAUGGAGCGCCACCCCCUCCUACCCCUCCUGCCUCCCCACUCUCCCAGACCAUCAUUCCCCGCCUGGAGCUCAAUGGCGCCCUCGGCCGUUCACGACCCCGUUUCCACACCAAUGACGCUGACAACUCUGCUGAUAGCGACAGCUCCUCAGAAGAGGAGGGCGCCGUGCCAUCAGGCUGGUGCCAGUGCCGCCUGACGUCAGACCGCUACCUCAUAAAAUGCGAGAGCUGCAGGGGGCUGGACAGGAGGAAAGGACUGGAUGGGCAGCGUCGGAAACAAGACAAUGUGUCAGUAGGAGAGAGCAGCGCUACAGAAAGUGGAGAUGAGGAGGUCUCAGCUGCCACAGUGUCAUACACAGCCACACAGCACACACCCACCAGCAUCACCCUCACUGUUAACAGAGUUAAACGCAGCAAAGCCAAGAAGAGAAAGAAGAGCACGGAGAAAACACGAGCUGCCCCUAAAGCUAAGAAAGUCAAGGCCUUUAGGGAAGGGUCCAGAAAAUCCUUAAGGAUGAAGAACUCCACCAGUGAAGCGAGUGUUUUAGAUGAGAACACAGCUGAAGGUUGGGAGACACGUAUCCGCCAGUGGACAGAUCAGUAUGAAGAGGCACAGGCCAAUCAGUACAGUGCUGAUGUUCAAACACUUCUCCAGCUCCAUCACUCUGCCACCAAGAGCUCGCCAAACCCAGCAGCCCUCGCUAUGGACACCAUCAAUCGCACAGAGUUAGCCUGCAACAACACCGUAUUGAGCUCUCAAAUGCAGUUACAGCUGGGCCGUGUAACACGGGUGCAGAAACACCGGAAAAUCCUGCGAGCAGCACGGGAUUUGGAGCCUGACACACUCAUCAUUGAGUACAGAGGCAAAGUCAUGCUUAAACAACAGUUUGAGGUCAAUGGGCACUUCUUUAAAAAGCCCUACCCAUUUGUCCUGUUCUACUCUAAGUUUAAUGAAGUUGAAAUGUGUGUAGACGCACGGACAUUUGGGAACGAUGCUCGCUUUAUCAGGAGAUCCUGUACACCUAAUGCUGAGGUGCGGCAUAUGAUUGCUGAGGGGAUGAUUCAUCUGUGUAUUUAUGCUGUUACUCAAAUCUCCAAAGAUACCGAGGUCACAAUUGGCUUUGAUUACGAAUUUAACAGCUGUAACUACAAGGUGGAUUGUGCAUGCCAUAAAGGCAAUCAGAACUGUCCCGUGCAGAAACAUAACCAAAACCCAUCUGAGACACUUCUGCCCCCACCACAGACCCCACUACCUACUCUGCCAGGGGCAGAGACCCGCAGAAGGCGGGCACGGCGGAAAGAAUUAGAGGGAAGCGGGUUGAUUGGGAGUGUUUCCGACGAUAGCAAUCAGCUCCUGGAUGAACAAGGGGAGCCUGGAACUAGUGAAGCAGAGGAGGGUCUGAUAGAUGGUGUUAAGCAGGAGGAGGGACAAGAUGAGUUGGAUGAAAUGGGAGCACCAAUACCUAACAGCAGACGGUCGCGAGAGGACCGGAAAGCUGAGGCCAUCAUGCAUGUGUUUCAGAAUUUGGAAAGGAGGAAGAAGCGUGUUACUCAGGGUACAGAGCGUGUCGGGCUUGACGACCUCAAACAGGAGGGAAUAGACCCUGAGGAUGGUGGAGCCUCCUCUCCCACAGGAUCUAACCCAGGUCAAAAUGCAGGGUUGAUCGGAGGUGUUAGCACACGCCGCACGUCUUUUGCCACAGACCCAGUGGCAUCAGUUGAAGCAGAAAAACCUUCCUCAGUGAACGUUGUUGCUCCCAAACCUCCCCCAGCACGCCCCAAACCACGGCCCAAGAGUCGCAUCUCGCGUAAUCGGGCAAGUUCUGCCCAGCGGGCACGUCGCCAGAGGCAGGCUCUUCUAGCACAGCAGGCAGCCGAGGCAGGAGCAGCAGGUGGGGAAGAGGGAGGCACUGUGGCUGGCACGGGUGAACUGGGGCUUGGGGAUGGACCACUGGGUGUCGGACAACCUCAGGAUGGAGAGAGCUAUGGGGUCUCAUCUACAGCACUAGGCAGCAAGGCAGGGGUGAGAUGUCCCAAAACAAAAAAGUACCUGGUGACGGAGUGGUUAAACGACAAGGCCCCAGACCGAGCAGAGGAGCCAGUAGAGCGGCCCUUGCGCAUCACCACAGACCCCACUGUGCUGGCUACUACACUCAACAUGCUGCCUGGUCUUUCACACUCACCCCUCAUCUGUACCACCCCCAAACACUACAUUCGCUUCGGCUCUCCAUUCAACCCAGAGAGACGUCGCCGGCCCCUUAUUGUUGAUCCCACCUACGGCUCCUGCAAAAAAAGGUGGAUAAAGCAGGCCCAGGAUGAGAGCAUGUCCUCUCUCUCCAUGGAGGAUGGAACCGAGUCUAAUUCUUCACACCAAAGUAACAGCAGCAGCACAGCCUCCAGAUCUGAAUUAAUGGCACCUUUUAAAAAAAGGAAGUCAAAGUAUGCAUCAGAAACAGUUGCACCACCUCCCGAACUCCUCCUUCGACCUUUGUCCCCGAUCACACCUCCAUUGCCGUCUGAGGCCUCUGUGAGCUUGCUCCACCCUCUCCUCUCUUCCUGCUCGCUGUAUUUAGGAACCGAAGAGGAGAGGCAGAAUGGUGCUAUGCCACCUUAUUCUCCUCUUCCAUCUCUUCCUGCCAGCCGGUGCAACACACCUCUGCAGUUUGAGAACAUUUCCUCGCCUGAGGCAUCUCCUGUACACAGACCAGAGUCUCUUUCUCCAGAGCCCUGUUUGCGACCAGACUUCGAUACCCCACGGAUCAUCACCUUCCCUGAACUUUCCGUGAUGUCUGGUCUUGGCAGUCCAGCGCCCCCAUCUGAUGACUUUCCCCUGACUGGACCAGAGUCCGUGACUGGCUCUGGAGAUGGUGUGUGCCUCACACCAGUCCCUGUAUCUAACGCCGGUGACGCCUCGUCAGGCCCACGCUCAAAUGAGGCGCAGGUUAGAGAGCAGGUCUUUAGGACAGAGUUCAACCUCAUCUACACCUGCUCUCCCCUUAAUGCCAACUUGAGCACCGGCCCUGUGAGUGACAGAAGACAUUCCCAGUCCGAGGGCAGCUUCUCCCCUGCUGAAUCCUACUUCAGCUCUGUGAGUGGCCAAGGCUUAAUGGGUGAGCCAGGGCCUGGUUCUUUUUCGCCUUACCCUGAGCCUCAGUUUGGGAGUGGCACACCUCCUCAUACCAGCAAUCCACCACAGAAGAAGAAGGUAUCUUUGCUGGAAUAUCGAAAAAGAAAGCAGGGAUCACGGGACCCUGAGCCAGUAGGCUCUGCCGGCGGCACCAUUGGUACCCCUGUGCGCUCUGGCUCUCUGUGCCAAACUGCUGAAUCCCCCGGUGGAGCGCGCUCACUGCUGCAGCCACCCGCCUCCCCACACAGCUCCUUCUCCUCUCCAGCCCAUCAGCCUUUCCCACAGAUAGAGGAGGUCAGUCCUCCAGAUCUCAGCACCACUGUGGGGAAUCACUCACAGACGUCCAGCCACUGGAUGGUGCCAACAUCAGUGGAAAGGUUGAGGGAAGGGCAGGGAGUUUUGGAGCGUGUUUUGAGGGGCAAUAUAAAGAUGGAGCGAAUACUCAAAAAGUCGGAUGGUGGAACCAAUGAGCAAGGAAGUAACCGAGACAAAGAUAUAGAUGGACUGGAAGAGGAUAGAUGUACCCUCCAGAGUUCAUCUUUGACUUCCCCCAUGAGGAGUCCCCAGAGUUACAGCCCAUCUGUUCACUCACACCAGGUUCAGCCUCAUUUGGCAGAACCAGAUCUACAUCUCGAAAGCUCCACCUACCACCAGCAGAGUAGUUGCUCUCCUUUUCAUCCCUCCUUCAGUACCUCUCCUUCAUCCUCCUCUAUGUCAGUGGUUCAGGGCUACCAUCCGUCUCGACUGGGGAUAUCUGCUUCUCUAGGCCAGGAUGUGCUCUCUUCCUCAGCCUCUCCUUCAGGGGACUCCAGACACACAGGGGGAACUCUACAACAUCAUAGUAGAGCAGCAGGAGGGUUGGACCUGUCUCACAUCUACUCAGACGGCCAUCAUAAAGCCAGCCUGUUAAACAGCAGCACUCUUUCAGGGUCUAUGAGUGUUUCCUCCAGAGGCCAGGGCCACUCGGACAGCUGCACUGCCAUUAGCAGCCAGGCCUCCCAUGCGUCAAGACUAACCCAGUCGCCCACAGUGCGAAACCUAAAAGCAGGCAGUCCCAGUCCCUCAGUGCUGCAGGCCAGCUCCAGGCUUCUCUCAGUCAGCGCAACGCAGCACUAUCCACAGCGGCAUUUGCAGCAGUCCCCUAUGCAGGGUUCGGGUGUACGAACACAUUCUGGGACCUUCUAGAACUGUUUGUGUGUUUGUAUUUGAGAGCAUAUAUGAAUGUGUGUGUGUGUGUGUGCGCGCGUGCGCGCUUGUUUGUCACCCUCCUCAACUAAACCUGUGGAUAAGUUCUGGGUUAGGGGAGGGGACUUGAUGUACAGACAUCAGAAGAGUAUGGACUCUUGUAAUGACUGCCUCUUACUUUCUUUAUCUUUGUUUUCCUAUUUUUUUUUUCUUUUUCUCUCUCUCUCUCUGUCACCAAAAAUCCUGCAUUUCUGCAAUUUAUAAGUAGUCUGGCGUGGAUUUCGUUAUAAUCUUGCAGUCAGUGAAAAAUAAAAAUAUAUAUAACCUGUUUGGCAAGGGGAAAAAAGCAAAGAGUUAAAUCAUGUGUAAUUUUAAAUUUACCCACAUGCUUGAAAAAUAGUUUCACUCAUAAUUUACUAAAAUAUAUGAUGAUUUGAAUCAGACACCAUAUGCUGAUAAUCAGUUGUUGGAUCAGUUAGUGUUUGGUGCUUUUCACUUUAUUCAGUCGUUAAAUUUGGGUCAGUCUGCUGGAUCAUUCACCGACAGCUGAAUUUCCUUCAAGCAAAAAGUUUCUUAGAUUCACUCACAUGGGUAUAUACUGUAGGUAAAUUUAAUUUGCUUAUCUUUCUUCCUCUUAAUCAUUCCAUUCAGUCUGUCAACUGUCACUAGGUUUCUAGGAUCAUCCCUUGGUAACCUAUUUUGUUUUGUUUUUUGUAUAGACUCAUUCUGUAAUACUUGACAAACACAGAUCUUAUGGUGCUGCAGUUAGCUCAGUCUUUGUUUGAACUGACUUUAGGGUUGUCUGAAACCCAGUAUCAUCAUGUCCAUUAAUAGUCUGUUGAAAUGUAUAGCUGUCAUUUGGGACUGGUUUUAUGUUCAUUUUUAAAACUGGGUUCUAGUAACUGUUGCUUUGGUGACUUUGAAAUGCACGGAACUAUUUUGAAAAGUAAGCUGCAGAAAUAUUGUUUUUACUCCGUUAUAGGAUUUAUUCCCCUUAACAGUUGUUGAAUCCUGCAGGAUUUUUUUUAUUAUUAUUUUCAUAUUGUUGAGAAUUUAUUUUUCUCUCCCUUGACCAAUCCUUGCAUUCCAUACACCACUCAAGGCAGGAGAAGUGGAGAUGUGGCUGGAUGGUUUGAUUAGGACAUUAAAAAGACAUAUAAAAAUGAAAAAGAUAGCUGCUGGGGUCUCAUACUAAGUAUUGUUCAUGCAAAGUGCUGCUUUCAGAUGUGGUGUUUUUUUUUUUUUUUUUUUUUUUCUUUUUUUUUUUUUUAUUACAGAAUGCUGUACUUUUGUCCGUUUGAUAUUCAUCGCAAACGGUGAGGUCACCUACUUGUGCCAUGGUGAGAGUAAAACUGAAUAUCAAAUCAAAUGCAAAGGAUACCACUGUUGUAUCUUGGGAGCUGUAGUUUUUGUCUUGGAUGUCUGUUGGGUGGACUCAAGACGGACUAAAUCUACAGUGACCCAGAAUUCAACUUAAAUUUUUUUUGUUGUUGUUGUCCCCCCCUCACUCAAACCCCUUAAUCAAAGGACCUUACAGGAGACGGGGAAAUGAACAGGUUCAUUUGAUCAGCCUUUGAGAUACAUUUUGACCUUUGGCUUUUUCUGCCAGAGGUCUUCCUCCCCAUUUAGGAAAAGACUCAAGGGUACUCACUGAUUAACAUGAAUGUUUGUCUUUUCACAGAAGACUUCAAAAGAAAAAGAUUUUAUGACCAGAAAUUUACCAGCACCUUAAUUACAAAGGAAAAAAUGUUAACAAGCAAGAAAACAUUUAUGUAUGAUCACGUGUACUUGCAUAAAAUGUUAUAUACUGUUCCAAGAAAAUAUAGUACACUAAAUUUGCCGCAUGAUAUUUUUUUCUUUUAGGUUGGAUUGACAGUUGAAAGUGUGGAUGUUCCAUAAAAAACUGGACAUGUUUCAAAGGUUUUAUUUUUUACACAAAUCCAAGUUUGGACCCCUCCCACUCCUUUAAAUGACGAUAAGCAGAAGAUAUGUAAUGUCUUUUGAUAAUAAAAUAGUCAUGACAA
Molecule: messenger RNA, 7183 nt
Organism: Clarias gariepinus (North African catfish)
Lineage: Eukaryota; Metazoa; Chordata; Actinopteri; Siluriformes; Clariidae
Gene: setd5
Product: SET domain containing 5
Exons: 24
Coding region: 636-5159 (1507 amino acids)
Molecular function (GO): protein binding
Source: RefSeq, a predicted model, not a curated record